Apodemus sylvaticus (European woodmouse) is the source of this 6676-nucleotide messenger RNA. It is a transcript of the gene Naca, whose product is annotated as nascent polypeptide associated complex subunit alpha. Gene Ontology annotation, cellular component: nascent polypeptide-associated complex; cytoplasm. NCBI's taxonomy places the organism in Eukaryota, Metazoa, Chordata, Mammalia, Rodentia, Muridae. Gene Ontology annotation, biological process: protein targeting to membrane. The record is from RefSeq and is a predicted model, not a curated record. The coding region runs from base 117 to 6548 and encodes 2143 amino acids. The transcript is spliced from 11 exons.
CGCAUGUUGGUCCCGCCCUCUUGGUGCCCGGCUUCCUUCUGCAACAGGCGUGGGUCACGGGCUCGCUCGCUCGCUCUCUUUCCGCCGCCAUCUUGGUUCCGUGUUCUCCGCACAAAAUGCCUGGUGAAGCCACAGAAACCGUCCCUGCUACAGAGCAGGAGUUGCCACAACCUCAGGCUGAGACAGCUGUGCUUCCUAUGUCUUCAGCCUUGAAUGUUACUGCUGCUCUAGGGCAGCCUGGACCUCCCCCUCCUUCCUCCCUGGGCCCCCAGCAAAGCCCUCUAGUAACUGCUCUUCAGCCUUCUCCACUCCCUUCUAGUGUUGCGUCUACCCCCUUUGAAGUUCCUUUUGCCCAGCCCAUAACAGCUGAAGCUGCUCUGCCCUCAGGAACCGCCCCUCCUACCCCGACUUUCCUGCCACACCUGAUAGGGCCUCCCAUCUCCCCAGCUGCCUUAGCCUUGGCCUCUCCCAUGAUAGGUCCAGCUCAGAAAGGUGCCCGCUCCUCCUCAGCUCCCUUGUCUCUGGUCGCCUUAGCGCCUCACACAGUUCCAAGGAGCUCUGUGUGUCCCCCUCACCCUCUCACCUCGCCUCCACCAGCUGCUGGAGCAGAGUCAGGGACAUUGAUAUCUGUGACAGCUUCCAUCCCUCCCUUAGAACCAAAGGCUUCUAGCAGUCAAGUCCCCUCUCAGGGAACCCCAAAUCUACAAGGCACUAGCCCACGCCCUCCAGAUGUGGCCGGUGCUUUCCCUUCCCGCCCUGAAACCCCCCUAGCCCCCAUUCCGCCUGGUUUACUGUCGUGUCCUCAAACACUGUCCAGCACCUCCCCAGUGAAAGGUGUCCCCAUUUCCUCGGCUGUGACACAGAGUCUGCUAAGCCUUAACCUAAAGGGACCUAUUAGUUCCCCUGCUCAGACCCCUACAGCUGCCAGCACCCCCCCAGCACCCUCCACUUCUCUGGGCUCUCCUCUUCCGCUUCUGCAACGCAGUUCUUUGGAUUCUCCUAUCCGGCCUCCAGGUCAGUCAGGUCUUACAGUGAGUAGUGCCAUUUCUGUAGCUCAUUCUUCUAUUGCAGCCUCUUACCCACCCGAGUGCUCUGUAGUUUCUACCCUUCCUUCCAGACAGGAGCUGGCUGCUGAGUCUGCGGCAGCUCCAUCUGUUGACAGAGGCUCCUCUGUUCUUACUAAUGAGAUUUGCAGCCCUCCUGGCUCUUCAAAUGUAGCUGGCACUUCAUUGUCUCCUACAGCUGCUCUCAUUCCCAAAGGUUCUAAUGCUGCUGCUCUGCAGCCUUUGGUGACUCAAGUUCAGGCUUCUCAAAAAACUGGCUUAAAAGAAACUCCUGUUUCCUGUAUUGGAGCCAUCCGCCCUGCGCUGGGUAACUCUUCUACCGUUUCUGUAGCACCUACCACUCACAUGUCUACUCCAGCUUCUUCAGGUCGUGUAAGUAGUGAAGACCCAGCUUCCCCUGUUACUUCACUUGUAUCUGCUACUCACAAGCAGUUUCCUGCUCCUUCAGUAUCAGCUACUCUAGGGGUAGCAGGGUCUCCUCUGCCAGCUGCUGAAGGCCUUAAAAAUCUUCCCAUCUUGGUAAAUGUAGGAGCCCCUGUUUCUCCAGCCCAGGCAGGACUCCCUACCAGGAAAGACACUACUCUGCAGCCCUUGGCCCCUGUAGCACUGAAAGGGUCUCCCUCUUCUCCAAAUGCAUCAUCUUUGGAGGCACCUUCUGAAGGCACUGUAACAAAGACUACUACUGGAGGGCCUGCCCCUGCAGUGCAGCCAGCUGUUGCUGCUACUACUACCCUGCAUGCCGACUCUCCGCCUACCGUCCUCAGGGCAGAUUCUUCUGUUAGUCAACCUCUCAAAAGUUCCUUUGAUGCCCCAGCAAUGGCUCCGUUUCUUUCAGAAGCUUGUGAUUCUAAAGGGCUGGCUCCUAGAACUGCCAAAGAUACCUUUCCUUCUUCCACUUCAUCUCUGGUUCCUUUAGCCUCCGAAGGCUGUCCUGUGACGCCAUCUAUGGCUUUGUCCUCCCAGAAUGCUUCUGUUUCCGUGACUACUUUGGCAUUGUCCCCUGAAAUUCCCAAGUCUGUACCCUUUCCUGAUUCCUCAUCUUCAGACACUAGUGUGUCUGCUCAGACUACGCAGCCUGUAUGCAGGAAGGGCUCUGCUCUCCCAGAUGUUUCUCCUGGCAAUGUUUCAUCUCCUCCUUGUCCACUUGAGGCUUCUUUCCUUCCAGAGGCAGGUCUGUCUUUUCAAGGCUCUAAAGGCUCACUUAUGCUUUCUCCCAUUCCUCCGUCCUCCAAAGGGGCCCCUCUUCCUUCAACUGUGGCUCCUCCCUCUGCUAAAGGGGCCCCUACUGUUCCAACAGAAACUUCUGUGUCCUCCAAAAAGGUCCCAGCAGAAAUUCUUCUUUCCCCCCAAAAGACCCCAGAAGUUACAGCUUCCACACUGAUCUCAGCAGUCCAGUCUCCUAAAGUAGACCCUGUUGUAUCAGGUGUGACUCCUGCCUCUCCCAAAAAGAUGCCAGCAACCCUGUCUCUCAAAAGUGUCCCAGCUGUGACUUCUCUGUCUCCUCCAAAGACUCCUGCAGCCCCAUCUCCUAAUGAAGCCCCCAUUGCUCCUACUGAGGUUCCCACCUCCCUCAAAAAUGCUCUAGCAUCUGUAACCCUUAAAGAGACUUUAGCAACCUCAACCCCCAAAGGUGCCUCUACUGCCCUAGCUGUGACUUCUCCUUCCCCACAAAAAACUCCAAAAUCCACAUCCCCUAAGGGUAUCCCAGCAAUGACCUCUAAAAAGGCGACAGAAAUUGCAGCCUUUAAAGAAGUCUCAACAUCCCAGUUUCCCAAAGAGGUACCUCUUCUACCACAAGUGGCUCCUACUUCCCCACCAAAUGACGCACUUAGUGGGGCUCUAACAAGCCCAUCCCCCAAAGGUGCCCCUGCCACCCUAGCUGAGGGUCCUACUUGUCAUAAAAAGUCCCCCAAAACUGCAGCCCCCAAAGAAAUUCCAGCGACUCCAUCUCCUGAAGGGGCCACAGCUGUACCACUGGAGAUUCCUCCUUGCACUAAAAAGGCACCCAAAACUGCAACCUCCAAAGAAAGUUCAGCAACCUCAUCUUCCAAAGGGACCUCUAAAACUACAGUUUCCAAAGAAAGUCCUUCUAAAGGGGUCGCAGAUGUGCCAUUAGAGAUUUCUCUGCCUCUAAAGGAGACCUCCAAAAGUGCAACUCCUCCUGAAAAUUCAGCCUCAUCUCCUAAAAGGUCUCCCAAAACUGUUCCUCCCAAAGAAAUCCCACCUGAAGGGGUCACAGCUGCCCUGGAGAUUUCUCUGCCUCCAAAAGAGGUGCCCCAAAAUGCAACCCCUAAUGAAAAAUCAGCAGCCUCAUCCCAAAAGGCCCCCAAAACUGCAGGCCCCAAACAGGUUCCUGUAACCCCAUCUCCCAAAGAUGACUUUACUACCCUAGCUGAAAGUCCUCUCUCUCCCAAAAAGGCAUCCAAAACUGCAGCCCCCAAAGAAGCUCCAGCAACCCCAUCUGUGGGGGUCACAGCUUUAUCAGAGGUUUCUCCCUCCCCCAAAAAGACCUCAAAAACUGUAGCCCCCAAAGAGAAUUCAACCUCAUCCCAAAAAAGAUCUCCCAAAACUGCAACCCCCAAAGAAAAUUUGACUUCAUCCCCCAAAAGGUCCCCCAAAACUGCAGCCUCCAAAGAAACUCCAACCAUAUCCUCUGAGGGGGUUACAGCUCUGCCACUGGAGAUUCCUCCUUCACCCCCAACUCCAGCCUCCAAACGGGUUCCUGUGGCCCCAUCUCCCAAAGGGGCCCCUAAUACCCUAGCUGAGAGUCCAGUCUCCUCUAAAAAGGCCCCUAAAACUGCAGCCCCCAAAGAAACCUCAACUGCAUCCCCCCAAGAAAUUCCCAAAAUGACAGGUCCCAAAGAGACUCCAGCAACCCCUUCCAAAAAGACCCCCAAAACUGCAGCCACCAAAGAAACUUCAGCACCUUCUGAGGGGGUCACAGCUGUACCACUGAAGAAUCCUCCAUGUCCCAAAAAGGCCCCCAAAACUGCAGCCCCCAAAGAAACUCCAGCCCCAUCUCCUGAAGGGGAAACCACUGCACCAGUGCAGAUUCCUCCCUCCCCCAGGAAGGGUUCUAAGACAGCAGGCUCCAAAGAAACACCCACAAGCCCAUCUCCUGAAGGGGUCACAGCUGUGCCACUAGAGAUUCCCUUAUCUUCCAAAAAGACCCCCAAAACGGCAAGUCCCAAAGAAAGGCUAGUAACCCCAUCUUCCAAAAAGCUCGCCCAGACUGCAGGCCCCAAAGAAACUCCAUCUGAAGGGGUCACAGCAGUACCAGUGGAGAUUCCUCCUUCCCCUAAAAAGGCCCCCAAAACUGUAGAUCCUAAGCAGGUUCCUCUAACCCCAUCUCCUAAAGAUGCCCCUACUACUCUAGCUGAAAGUCCUCCCUCUCCCAAAAAGGCACCCAGAACUGCAGCCUCACCCUCUGAAAAGGUCACCACUGCACCACCAGAGAAACCUGCCACCCCACAGAAGGCCUCAGCAACUGCAGCCUCCAAAGCUCAUGUCCCUGCUGAGACACAGGAAGUUGCUGACUCCCCUAGAGAGACUCCAGUAACUCCAGCUGCACCCCCAGUCAAGAAUCCUUCCUCCCAUAAAAAGACCCCAAAGACUGUAGAUCUCAAAGAAGCUCCAGCAACCCUCCCUCCCUCCCCCACAAAGAGCCCCAAAAUUCCAUCAUCCAAAAAGGCACCAAGAACUUCAGCCCCUAAAGAGUCUCCAGCGAGCCCUUCCAUUAAAGCUGUCACCACCUCACUGGCACAGACAGCUCCCUGUCUGCAAAAGGCCUCAUCAACUACAGUCCCCAAGGAAAAUUUAGCUGCCCCAGCUGUUACUCCUGUCUCCAAUGAAAGCCCAGCAGCCCCAACACCUGCAAAUGCUCCCACUAUCCCAGCUACUGCAGCUCCUCAAACAACUCCACAAGAGGCCACAACAGUCCCAUCUUGUAAAAAGGCUCCAGCCACUGAGACCUCCAGUGAGACUUCAACAGCCCCAGCUCUGAAAGGGACCCCCAAGGCGAUCUCAGAAACUCCAGUGUCCAAAGGAGUUCUCACACCCACAGUCAGCUCUUCCCCUCCUAAAAAGACCCCGUCCUCCAAAAGGGCCUCUGCUCCCCCAGCCACGCCUCUCUCCUCUCUCAAAGAGGCCUCUGUUCUGUUACCCAUCACCACUUCUUCGGCAAAAGACUCCCAUACUUCCCCAGUGUCUGAUGCUUGUAGCACAGGAACCCCUCAGGCAUCUGAAAAGCUCUCAGCAGAGAAAGAUCCUACAGCUCUCACAGAAGUGCUUGCUGCACCUGCUCCAGGGAGUUCUUUGGUCACCACUGCUCCCAUUCAGAAAGGCCCAGGAGCCAAGAGCAAUUCUGCUUUGCCUCCUAAGUGCCCAGAUCCCUCUACUAAGGAUGCAAAGGGCCUCCUUUCUGCAGUAGCUCUAGCCCCUCAGACAGUACCUGUUGAGAAAGAGUCUUCAAAAACUACAGAAGCUCUGCCUGUUUGCCCUGCAAAAGGCAGUGAUUGUCUUCCUUUCCCAAAGGGUCCCAUGGAGUCUCAGGUAGCUGUUCCUCCAGCAGCAUUUACCUCUGACAAAGUCCUUCCAGAAGCUGUAUCUGCGCCUGUGACUCCAAAGCCUAUCCCAGCAGCUUCCCUGACUCUUGCUCCCUCCCCAGUUCCCCCUCUGCCUCCUAAACAGCCAUCUCUUCAGUCUGCACCUGGGUCAGUGCUGGAAUCACCCUCUAAGCUCCCAGUCCCUGCUGAUGAGGAUGAGCUGCCGCCUCUGAUUCCCCCGGAAGCAGUCUCUGGGGGAGAGCCUUUCCAGCCGAUCCUCGUCAACAUGCCCACCCCUAAACCUGCUGGGAUCCCUGCCCCAGCCCCCUCUGCCAAGCAGCCUGUUCUGAAGAACAACAAGGGGUCAGGAACAGAGUCUGACAGUGAUGAAUCCGUGCCAGAGCUCGAGGAACAGGACUCCACACAGACAGCCACACAACAAGCCCAGCUGGCAGCCGCGGCCGAAAUCGAUGAAGAACCUGUCAGUAAAGCUAAGCAGAGUCGGAGUGAGAAGAAGGCGAGGAAGGCCAUGUCCAAACUGGGUCUUCGACAGGUCACAGGGGUCACGAGAGUCACUAUUCGGAAAUCUAAAAAUAUCCUCUUUGUCAUCACAAAGCCAGAUGUCUACAAGAGCCCAGCUUCAGAUACCUACAUAGUGUUUGGGGAGGCCAAGAUUGAAGAUUUGUCUCAGCAAGCACAGUUAGCGGCAGCUGAGAAAUUCAAAGUUCAAGGGGAAGCUGUUUCAAACAUUCAAGAAAACACCCAGACUCCAACCGUCCAAGAGGAGAGUGAAGAGGAGGAGGUUGAUGAAACUGGUGUGGAAGUUAAAGACAUAGAAUUGGUCAUGUCACAAGCAAAUGUAUCAAGAGCAAAGGCUGUCCGAGCCCUGAAAAACAACAGUAACGAUAUCGUAAAUGCUAUUAUGGAAUUAACAAUGUAACUGACAGCAAGGACACACACACCCUCCUCUUUCCCCCCUUUUUGGUGUUUGAAAAGUGGAACUACAGCUUGGUUUAAAAUUUGUACUGUUUCUAUCACUAAUAAAGUUGUGGCUUCUUGUUGGAUGGA